AUGAUGAGGAUAUUCACUGACCGUUUGAUCAUACAAAUGGCAAUCAAGAAGGAAAUAGACCUCGGCGUAACAGCAUCUUAUCGUGACAUCAUCAGGCCCGGUCCAUGUGGCCCUGCAUGCUUUAGUUUCAAUCGUCUUCCAAGAAUGCAUCUAUCAAGUUCUUGUAUCGAGCAGCAGGGAGAUAAUGACGACCUACCAGAUAUCGAAGGGGCAAUGUUACUCUCAAGUGUGAGUAACACUGCUCUUGAGGGAACAACGAUACAUGCAGGAAAGCCGGUCAUGGACCGUCAACGUUUACAGUUCGUACGAAUGCCGAACUGCCAAUAA
Anisakis simplex (herring worm) is the source of this 327-nucleotide messenger RNA. NCBI's taxonomy places the organism in Eukaryota, Metazoa, Nematoda, Chromadorea, Rhabditida, Anisakidae. The record is from the annotation of a GenBank genome assembly.